AAUUGGUCCCUCGCAAGACAGCAGGCCUAUUGCCGCCAUGGAAGAGCGCGUGUGCCGCAUUUGCUUCAGCGAGGAGCAGCAGCAGGAGGGCCAGGUCUUAAUCUCGCCCUGCAAAUGCGAGGGCUCGCAGAAGUAUAUCCACCUGUCCUGCCUGCGGAAGUGGCAACGUACAGUGCAGCUGAGCGGCUCCAAUCAUCCAGAGGAGCAAGACGCUGAGGACCGGCACACCGUCUGCAACGUCUGCAAAGGCACCUUCGAGCUGCCGCCGCAGGAUCGGGCGGAGAUGAUGUCGGACCUCGCCGGUGUGCAUGCCUCAGACAUAGCCCCGGGCUUGCUGCUGGUCACCAAGCGGAACACCGAGUCCGCGGCGGCCAACAUCGAGAACUUGGCCAUCCGUGCCUUCAUCGAGGCCAAAGCAGCGCAUUUCCGGCGAGCAGUGUACAUCCUCACGGAGGUCACUCCUGGUGCCCGCGACGGAAGUGACGUGGUGCUGGGGGUGAAUCUGUGCCGCGCCCUGGACGCGCCCAGCCUCGAGUGCCUCAGCUGCCGGCUGACGCCAGACCAGCUGGCAGCGGCGAGAACGCGGGGCGUAGAGGUGCUGUGGAUGAACGGCGGCCCGGUGAAACCGCGGCAGGUGUCCGCCAUGGCGGUGCUGCGCAGGGUCCGAGAGAGGUUAGUGGAGGAUGUGCAAGUCUUGCUGUCGGCUGAAGGAGCCUGGGUGGCCCAGGGCAGCCUCGAGGCCGUGCUGGCGCUCGCAGAAGAGGAGGCAGCUCUGACUGAGGGCGAGGAGGUGGCGGUGCUCGCCUGGGCGGGCUUCGCCCAGUGGAGCCGCACCCAGUUGCUGGGCGAGAUGGCCCGGGGAAGCUGGGGCUGGUGCCACGGCGCGGUGGAGGAUGUGCGACUUUCGGCACGCAUCGGCGGUCUCUGGGAGGAUCUCCGUUCCGGCUGCCGCUUGCAGUGGGCGCCCAGCAACGAGCUCUCGAGAGAAUUCGAGCAAAGAUUCGCCGCGCAGCCCCAGGACACUCAGCAGGUGGAGGCGGUCACUGCUUUGGUGCGGGAGUUUGAAGCGCUGAGGAGAGACACAGAGCCUUCGAUUCGCAACGGCCUCGCCUCGAACCGGGGCCGGGCCUUGCAGAGCUGCGCGCACCAGUGAGGCGCCGUCGCGCCUGAAGACUGGGAAGACGCGAAUUGUCGCUUUUGAGUUGCCUCGAGGCAUGACAAUCUUUAUCCCUCCCAAAAUGCACGGCA
Messenger RNA from Effrenium voratum, 1248 nucleotides. Lineage: Eukaryota; Dinophyceae; Suessiales; Symbiodiniaceae. The record is from the annotation of a GenBank genome assembly.